This is a messenger RNA of Schistosoma curassoni, 1539 nucleotides long. Lineage: Eukaryota; Metazoa; Platyhelminthes; Trematoda; Strigeidida; Schistosomatidae. The record is from the annotation of a GenBank genome assembly.
CAUGGAUUUGGUUAUUUUAACAAGCUUCAUGACAUUCUAUCAAAACCAACACAUUGGUUUUAUACUGAGCCAAUAAAGCGAUUUUCGAGGACUUCUAUAUCGUGACCUUGGGGGCUUAUAUAAAACGGUUGGCGAUGGAAAUGAUUUCAUUUUUGUUCAUCCAGGUUUGCGAUGUGCACAUAAGUCCUGAAUAACAAAACAGACUUCUUGAAAACUCAUGAGACCUAUGCGUCAUCAUCUAUUUACAGGUGACGACAAAAAUGCUCGGUACCAAGGUCCUGGGAGUUCUCGGUCAUUUAAAAAACCAGUCCACAACAAACUGGAAAUUCUUUCAAUGUCACAAAUUCCACCAGAAUUUCAUGAAGUUGGAAUUUUAUCAGGUUAUCGCAAGCCGUCCGCGUCACUUUCAUCAGGUGUCUGGUCUGUUUUCCAAAUGCACAACGAAACCUUGAAUAUAUGGACGCAAAUCAUACCAACCAUUUAUUUUGUUGUUGAACUAGUCCUGAAUUUUUUCCACGUUGGCGAGCGUUUUCUUCUUAUAUAUCUAAUUACCGCCGUUACGUUCCUGUUCACAAGUUCUUGCGCUCACACAUUUAGUUGUUUGUCACCUAGAGCUCGACACAUAUGUUUCUUUCUUGACUAUAUUGGGAUAUCACUGUAUUCUUAUGGCUCCACUGUUUGCUACUAUGCGUUUGCCCUGCCAGUCGAGUUUCUGCGUCCUUCACCUUUCUUUAUUCUCAAUCUUAGUGAUAUAUUCUUGUUUAUCUCAGCAUUGUUUUGUAUCUGUGGUACAUACUUAUCAUGUCGGACCAGAUUUUGGAAACCUUCAAUUUUUCGUAACAUCAUUAGAAUGGGAGCAUUUGGGAUUAUUUUGUUUUACGUCGGAACUCCGAUUCUGUGGCGUUCAUAUACCUGUAAGUACAUGGCAAGUGAAUAUGAGUCUUCUGAAUGCAGUUCACUUUAUUAUUGGAAUUUGCAUUUCAUGUCAAUGUUUUCCGCAGGAUUUUUGUUUGUGUCACACUUUCCUGAAAGGCUUUUUCCAGGAAGGUUCGAUGUUUUUGGUCAUAGCCAUCAAAUAUUUCACAUAUUAAGUGCCUUCGGUUCUAUUACACAAUAUUAUGCACUUAGGAUUGAUCUCCAGGAGCGUAACGCCAAAUUAAGACAAAUGUCGCAUGCACCUUCAAUUCCCUUGUCUCUGUUUUGCCUCGGUCUGGUCGUAUUUUGUAACUUCAUUAUUUUCCUAAGAUUUUACAAACGUCUUGGUAUCGUCAUAGGAUGUAAAAAGUUGUAAUUAUCUUUAUGUAGCUGCUUUGUGUUAUACUUUUCAGACUUCGUUAUCUCAGCUUUUUCACCGUUUCCCAUAUUUUCAUUCUUGACCGAUUUGUUUGGUUAUGAGAGAUUCAUUGUUUUCCAGCACAUAAACGUCCCACAGCUCCUGCUUUUUACUCUUGUUACUUAAACUGUUGUCUUUUUAGAUUAAAAUAGCUUAUUUCACCGACGAAACCACAUGUACAUUGCAAAUGAUAAUUAUUUUCAGAU